CGACGACACGGACUUGUGUAAUCAUUACUUCCCUACCAGCGUGAACUUUGAGGCACAAGGGCCUCUUUAAAAUGCUAUUAGCAAGUCUAAUUUGGUGUGUAAACGUCCUGACAGGUACAGUCUAACACCUCACUGAGGAGACCUGAACUACUGCUUGGCAAAUUGCAGAAGACUUUGAUGCCAUCUGUAUGUGACCCACCAGUCAGCCGCAGCCCCUCCUUCACAUUGCUGUGUAGUCCCCCUUCAGAGUCUGCCCUGGCUAUUAUCCUGGCAAUGUGGUUUGUCAUUUUUGACUGAGUGAUGGUGACCUGAGCUCAGGAGGGCUGCCUUUUAGGGAGGCAGUGGAACAAGGAAGAGAGAACCAAAUUUAAUGUGUAUGCGAUUGCACCAGUGAGUUGAUUAUUAAUGAUUUGUGUAUCCAAGCUCUGGUUAGCAUUUAUAAAGAAAAGCAAAGAACUCUGCACUUCAUUUUGGAAAGAGGCACCAGACUCCAAUGCCAGCAUGACAGAUGCCAGUCUUACAGGGUCGGCAGGAAGCGGGACGUCCACUCCCCCUCCGUCAACUGAUGACAGCAUGGCCAUCAACAAUGCGGCUGAUAUUUCAGUGAUUGUGGUCUACUUCAUCCUGGUUUUGGCCAUUGGCAUAUGGGCAAUGGUACGGACCAACCGCGGUACCGUGGGUGGAUUUUUCCUGGCGGGACGAAGCAUGGUUUGGUGGCCGAUUGGUGCCUCUCUGUUUGCCAGUAAUAUUGGCAGCGGUCACUUUGUUGGUUUGGCUGGGACAGGAGCGGCGGCUGGGAUUGCAAUUGGAGGCUUUGAGUGGAACGCCCUGAUGAUGGUUCUUUUCCUCGGAUGGCUGUUUGUUCCCAUUUACAUUAAAGCUGGGGUGGUGACCAUGCCUGAAUACUUAAAGAAACGAUUUGGUGGUCAGCGCAUUCGAAUCUACCUCUCCGUCCUGUCCCUAAUGCUGUAUGUCUUCACCAAGAUCUCAGCAGACAUGUUUUCUGGCGCCAUCUUCAUCCAGCAGGCUUUGGGUCUGGACAUUUACUUGGCUGUCUUCCUCCUGCUGCUGAUUACUGCUAUGUACACUGUGACAGGAGGUCUGGCUGCUGUCAUCUACACUGACACUCUGCAGUCCAUCAUUAUGGUUGGGGGUGCCUUCAUUCUACUGGGCUUUGCCUUCAAUGAAGUUGGAGGGUAUGAUGCCUUCACUACAAAGUACAUGGAGGCCAUUCCCAGCAUCACUACUGAAGUCGGCAUCAACAUCAGCGAAAACUGCUAUACACCACGACCUGACUCUUUCCAUAUUUUCCGAAACGCUGUUACUGGAGACCUCCCAUGGCCGGGACUCAUCUUUGGGCUGUCCAUCAUUGGUAUAUGGUACUGGUGUACUGACCAGGUAAUUGUUCAACGAUGUCUCUCUGCCAAAAACAUGUCCCACGUGAAAGCUGGCUGUAUUCUGUGUGGCUAUCUCAAACUGCUGCCCAUGUUCCUCAUGGUCUUUCCGGGGAUGAUCAGCAGGAUUUUGUACCCAGAUGUGGUUGCUUGUGUAGCUCCAGCACAAUGUCAGGCCAUCUGUGACGUACCUGUUGGCUGCAGUAACAUCGCCUAUCCCAGAUUGGUCAUCAAACUGAUGCCAGAUGGGCUGCGAGGUCUGAUGCUGUCUGUGAUGUUGGCGUCUCUCAUGAGCUCCCUGACCUCCAUCUUCAACAGCGCCAGUACUCUGUUUACCAUGGACAUUUAUGCCAGGAUUCGAAAGCGGGCUUCUGAGAAGGAGCUCAUGUUGGCCGGAAGGAUUUUUAUCCUCUUCCUCAUUGGUAUCAGCAUUGCCUGGAUCCCGAUUGUCCAGGCAGCUCAGGGAGGGCAGCUGUUUGACUACAUUCAGUCCAUCACCAGCUACCUGGGCCCUCCAAUCGCCUCAGUCUUCUUAUUGGCAAUCUUCUGCAAACGCGUCAAUGAGCAGGGUGCCUUUUACGGCCUGAUCAUCGGCCUGCUGAUCGGACUUUCGCGGAUGAUAGCUGAGUUUUCCUUUGGCACAGGGAGUUGUGUGCAGCCCAGCCAGUGCCCCUACAUCAUCUGUGGUAUUCACUACCUCUAUUUUGCCCUCAUCCUCUUUGGAGUCUCAUGCAUCAUUGUGAUCUCUGUCUCGCUGAUGACCAAACCUAUUGACGACAAGCAUUUGUACCGCUUGUGUUGGAGUUUGAGAAACAGAACAGAGGAACGAGUGGACUUGGAAUGUGACAUCCUUGAAGCUCGAGAGGAACCUGAACAAAUGAACACUGAUGAAAACGCUCCAGCAGAGCCCCCUGGCUGCUUCAGAAAGUUCUACAACUGGUUCUGUGGAUUCAGUCAAGGUCCAGCUCCUACACUGAGCCAAGAGGAGAAGGAGGCCAUGGAGAGGAAGCUCACCGAUACCAGUGAGGUACCAGUGUGGAGAAAUGUGGUCAAUGUGAAUGCUGUCGUCCUGCUAGCUGUGGCUGUGUUCUUCCAUGGCUUCUAUGGUUGAUUUUCUGUCACCUGAAAUUAAAGUGCUCAACCUUUUUGAGCCAAUCAGCAGGUGUUGGGGGAAAAGCAUCAUGGACUUGAAAGCUGCAAACACCUUAGAACAAUUUAACAAAGGGGGGCUAAUUUAUUAGUAGUACAGUACAGGUUUUAAUGUAAAAUCAUCAUUACAGGUUUGACUGAAUUUAUGAACCAUAGACAGUAAUAUUUGUUACAUGAGGAAAUGUAAUACAAAUAAUGAAGAAUAUGCAGAUUUUAACAAAUAAUAAAGUGACAGAUCUUUGUAAAAUUGUUAAAGUAUUCAGAUUUGUAUGAAAACCCUUUCCACUAUUUUGAAUGUCCCCCUGAGUAUCACUUGAACACACUUAAUUCAGUAUACA
Molecule: messenger RNA, 2881 nt
Organism: Erpetoichthys calabaricus (reedfish)
Lineage: Eukaryota; Metazoa; Chordata; Cladistia; Polypteriformes; Polypteridae
Gene: slc5a1
Product: solute carrier family 5 member 1
Exons: 15
Coding region: 406-2505 (699 amino acids)
Biological process (GO): transmembrane transport; sodium ion transport
Cellular component (GO): plasma membrane
Molecular function (GO): D-glucose:sodium symporter activity
Source: RefSeq, a predicted model, not a curated record